Molecule: messenger RNA, 1661 nt
Organism: Hippocampus comes (tiger tail seahorse)
Lineage: Eukaryota; Metazoa; Chordata; Actinopteri; Syngnathiformes; Syngnathidae
Gene: shmt1
Product: serine hydroxymethyltransferase 1 (soluble)
Exons: 12
Coding region: 103-1551 (482 amino acids)
Biological process (GO): tetrahydrofolate interconversion
Cellular component (GO): mitochondrion; cytoplasm; nucleus
Molecular function (GO): pyridoxal phosphate binding; glycine hydroxymethyltransferase activity
Source: RefSeq, a predicted model, not a curated record
CUCCGCCCCCCUCCUACCACGUGAUUGUAGUUGAGUUUUGACGUCGUACGUCUCACUUUCUCUUCCUUGGCCGCUCAGCACUGUGCAGCAACAACAACAACCAUGUCUUUAUCAAAUGGCAGCCAUGUCACAAAGGAAACCUGGGACUCGCACAACAAGAUGAUGUUGGAACCUCUGGCUGUCAAUGACGCUGAGGUGUUCUCCAUCAUUAAAAAGGAGAAGCACAGACAGACGUACGGCCUGGAGCUGAUUGCGUCAGAGAACUUCACCAGCAGAGCAGUUCUCGAGGCUCUGGGCUCUUGUAUGAACAACAAAUACUCUGAAGGAUAUCCUGGUCAGAGGUACUAUGGCGGAACUGAGCAUAUUGAUGAGCUGGAGAGACUAUGCCAGAAGAGGGCGCUAGAGGCCUACAGCCUGGACUCUGACAGAUGGGGCGUGAACGUGCAGCCAUAUUCAGGUUCUCCUGCCAACUUUGCUGUUUACACCGCCAUUGUGGAACCGCAUGGUAGAAUCAUGGGCCUGGACCUUCCUGAUGGAGGUCACCUGACACACGGCUUCAUGACUGAAAAGAAAAAAAUCUCUGCAACGUCCAUCUUCUUUGAAUCCAUGCCGUACAAGGUGAAUCCCGAAACGGGCUACAUCGACUACGAUCGACUGCAAGAAAAUGCUCGCCUUUUCCAUCCCAAACUCAUCAUUGCAGGAACGAGCUGCUACUCCCGUAACAUCGACUACGCCCGCAUGAGGCAGAUCGCGAACGAGAAUGGCGCAUAUCUGAUGGGAGACAUGGCGCACAUCAGUGGACUAGUGGCAGCUGGAGUCGUGCCUUCACCCUUUGACUACUGUGACAUUGUUUCCACGACGACGCACAAGACCUUGCGCGGCUGCAGAGGUGGACUGAUUUUCUUCAGGAAAGGUGUGCGCAGUGUGGACGCCAAAGGGAAGGAGACGAUCUACAAUCUCGAGUCUUUAAUCAAUCAGGCUGUCUUUCCGGGGUUGCAGGGCGGACCACACAACCACGCCAUUGCAGGUGUUGCCGUAGCACUCAAACAAGCCAUGACACCAGAGUUCAAGGCUUACCAGAAGCAGGUUCUUGUCAACUGCAAAGCUCUCUCCACCGCCCUCAUUGAGCAUGGCUACAAGAUUGUCACUGGUGGUUCUGACAAUCAUCUGAUACUGUUGGACCUGCGCAGCAAAGGAACUGAUGGAGGACGGGCUGAGAAGGUUCUGGAAGCCUGUGCUAUUGCCUGUAAUAAGAACACCUGUCCAGGGGACAAAAGUGCUUUGCGCCCCAGUGGGCUGAGAUUUGGCUCCCCAGCGCUGACCUCCAGAGGCUUGCUGGAAGAUGACUUCAGGAAGGUGGCAGACUUCCUCCACAGAGGCAUUGAGCUCACCUUGGAGGUGCAGAGAAGUCUGGAUCCCAAGGCCACUCUGAAGGAGUUCAUCCAGGCCUUGGCCAAGGAAGAAAAGUUUCAGCAGCGUGUGAAGGAGAUCAGGGCAGAGGUUGAAACGUUCGCUGGUCAUUUUGCCAUGCCUGGCCUCCCCGAGCUGUAAAUCACGAUGGCUCAACUGAUGGUUGUUGUUGGACUGUUAAUUAUGGAAACUAUUGCACACAAUUUUGGAGGUGUGAAUUUGGGUGUGUAUAUUUGAUACGGUUAAAAAAA